Messenger RNA from Acaulospora morrowiae, 405 nucleotides. The record is from the annotation of a GenBank genome assembly. Lineage: Eukaryota; Fungi; Glomeromycota; Glomeromycetes; Diversisporales; Acaulosporaceae.
AUUCAUUACAAUUGUUGGCGUUAUCCAAUUUAUCUUCCAUUGAAAAUCGAGAAGAUUUGAUGAGCCAUUUUCGUCCUCUUGAACAUCAAGAGAUUAUACGCUUAUGCGAAUUUCUAAAUGUAAGGUAUCAUAAGUUGGUUGGUGAUGGUGUGUAUGAAAAAGAAUUCUUGUUGGAGGUCUUGAUCGGGAAAUUUGAGAGGAGAGUAAGUCAGAUCGACGCAAUCAACGCGCUUCCUUUGUAUCCUGACGAGAAUACGUUGUUUGAUGAUGCUGUUGUGACAACACAGUUUUAUUCUGGUGAUUCACCACUGGCGCUUCCAAAACUUAAUUUACAAUUUCUCACCAUUCAUGAUUAUUUAUUGAGAAACUUCAAUUUGUUUCGUCUCGAAAGCACUUAUGAAAUUC